Molecule: messenger RNA, 649 nt
Organism: Paramecium sonneborni
Lineage: Eukaryota; Ciliophora; Oligohymenophorea; Peniculida; Parameciidae
Source: the annotation of a GenBank genome assembly
AUGAUUAAUUACUCUUAAAACAUAAAGCAAUAAAUUCAUACUCAAACUUAAUAAAAUAUUAUUGAAGAAGACAUUUGUUUUGACAGAUAUGGAGAUCUUACAUUGACAUAAUAAUAAUAAUAAAAUACAAAUAGAAAUUGGAUUAAAGUGUGUCAUAUUGAUUAAUCAACUGUUGGAAAUAAUAUUUUGCUUAGAGCUAGAAUCCAUAAUUCAAGAAUCUAAGGAAAAAUUGCUUUUCUUAUUCUAAGAGAAAAUUGGUAUACAAUAUAAGCCGUUUCUAUAAAAGGAGAUUCUGCUAGUUCACAAAUGCUUAAAUUCAUAGGAGGAAUCCCUCUAGAAUCUAUAGUUGAUGUAGAAGCAGUUGUUGCUGAACCCAAUUUUUAAAUUAAGUAUUGUACAUAAAAGGUAGAAUUACAAAUAAAAACUAUUCGAGUUAUAAGUAGAUCUGCUUCUAAACUUCCAAUUUAAAUAGAAGAUGCUUCGAAAAAAAUUGUAGAUUUUAAUUAAAAUUUAGAAUAUUAAUAUCAAAAUAAUUAACUAUCCUUAAAUUAAAGAUUAAAUAAUAGAGUUCUUGAUUUAAGAACUCCUGCUAAAUAAGCUAUAUUUAGAGUUUCAUCUGGAAUAUCAUUAUUUUUUAGGUAGUUUUUGA